AUGAGCGUGGCGGUGCUCUGCCUGGAGGUGCUUUGCCUGAGGGUGCUGCACCUGGAGGAGCUGCGUGAGUGGUUUGCCCGGCGCUGGAGGCGUGCUGCUGGUGCUAGAGGUUCUUCGGCUGCAGAGGGUGCUGCUGCCGCGCGUCCCGGAGGUGCUCGUGCUGUGGGUGCUGGAGCUGCUGGGCCUGAGGGUUCUCCUGGAGCUGGUGCUGCUGAGGGUGUUGGCGCUGAGACUAUUGUUGGCGGUCCGACUGGCAGUGCUCCUGGUGCUGCUGGAGGUGCUGCUGGAGGUGCUGCUGGAGGUGCUGCUGGAGCGGGUACUCCUGCUGGGGGUACUGGUGCUAUCCCUGCUGUUUCUGGCGUCGCCACGCGGCCCCGACCGUACUUCGUUCCGCUCCUGCAGCAGGUUCUUGGUCUUACACCUUCUCCUGGUCCUCCUCCGCCUUCCUUCGAGGGUCCACAGCCUGUCCAGUCCCAGUCACAGCUACAGCCUGCCUCCCCUUUGCCUGCUCCUUCUCCCUACGCUGGUCCGACUGGAGGACUUACUGAGCGUCGUGAGCCUGCGUCUCGACCUGCGUCGCCUGUUCGUCCUGCACGCACUAGUGGUCGCAGUUCGCGUCAGCGUCCUCCUCCUGUCCCUGGCACGCACCGGAUGUCUCUGCGUCCGUCCACUGCUCCUCUGCGUGCCCCUUUGCCUUCUCCUCCUAAGUCCUCUCUUCCUGCUCUUGCCGACCCGGAGUCGGACUCUCUUCGUGCUGCCAGUCCCACUGUCACGCGUCUCCUUGCUACUGCUGUCACUGACCCGUCCUUCGAGUCUUCUGCUGCGUCUGCUCUUGUCACUGAGCUUGUCGACUUUGCUGCGCGCUGUCGUCUAGACUACGCUGCUAGUCUUGUCGCUGAGUCUAAGUCUGCCUGUCCUCCGUCCGUCGGGGGUGAGUGUGCCCUAGGCACGGACGUCCUUGAGGACAGGCAGGAGGAGUUCCAGUGUCUGGCCGCCGCUUCACCUCAUCUCGCGUCUGUUCUGCUCGCCCCUGAGGGAGACCCGGAUGCACUAGACAUCCCGACUCCGCGCUCUUACGCGGAGGCGAUAGAGGGUCCCUACUCCUCUCAGUGGCAGGCAGCUAUGGAUGCAGAGAUGGCUUCCUGGAAGUCCACAGGCACCUACGUUGAUGCUGUUCCCCCUCCUGGGGCGAACAUCGUCAGUGGCAUGUGGAUUUUCAGGGUGAAGCGGCCGCCGGGUUCUCCGCCUGUCUUCAAGGCGCGUUACGUGGCUCGUGGCUUCAGUCAGCGGCAGGGAGUUGACUACUUUCAGACCUUCUCCCCCACCCCGAAGAUGACCACUCUUCGGGUGCUGCUGCACGUUGCUACUCACCGUGACUACGAGCUGCACUCUCUCGAAUUCAGCACUGCUUUCUUGCAGGGCAGCCUGCACGAGGAGAUCUGGCUGCGUCGCCCACCUGGCUUCACUGGGUCUUUCCCUCCUGGUACCCAGUGGAGUCUCCGGCGUCCAGUCUACGGUCUCCGCCAGGCGCCACGUGAGUGGCACGACACACUGAGGACUACACUUGCGGCACUUGGGUUUGCUCCUUCUACUGCCGACCCGUCGCUGUUUCUGCGCACCGACACCUCUCUGCCGCAGUUCUACAUCCUCGUGUACGUCGACGACUUGGUCUUCGCCACAGCUGACACUGCUGGACUCGCCUACGUGAAGUCUGAGCUGCAGAAGAGACACACGUGCACAGACGUGGGUGAACUGCGCAGCUACCUUGGCUUGCAGAUCACCCGGGACAGAGCACGCCGCACCGUUACCCUGACUCAGUCACACAUGGUGCAGCAGGUCCUUCAGCGCUUCGGCUUCACGUACUCCUCGCCUCAGGCCACUCCUCUGCCUACUCGCCACUCGCUCUCAGCUCUGCCUUCGGAUGAGUCCGUAGAGUCGAGUGGCCCGUAUGCAGAGCUUGUUGGCUGCCUCAUGUACUUGAUGACUUGCACUCGACCUGACCUUGCAUACCCUCUUAGCAUUCUCGCACGCUAUGUUGCUCCUGGGAGACACCGACCAGAGCACAUGGUUGCAGCGAAGAGGGUGUUGCGCUACUUGUGCAGUACGUCAGGCAUGGGACUAGUGCUUGGAGGGCGCAGUCCAGUGGUCCUCACUGGGCAUGCGGACGCUUCUUGGGCUGACGACCAGGCUACGCAUCGGUCGUCACAGGGUUACACCUUCGGCCUUGGUUCCGGCUCUGUUUCGUGGCGGGCUACUCGCUCGUCUUCUGUUCUCGGCUCCAGUUGUGAGGCUGAGAUCUACGCCGGGGCUAUGGCUGCUCAGGAGCUUCGCUGGCUCACCUACCUCCUGACCGACCUUGGAGAGCCGCCUCGUUCUCCUCCAGUCCUGUAUGUAGACAACAAGGCCAUGCUGGCCUUGUGUCGAGAGCAGCGACUGGAGCACAGGACAAAGCACAUUGCUCUCCGCUACUUUCUUGCUCGGGAGCUACAGCAGCGUGGACAGUUGCGACUUGCGUACGUGGCCUCUGAGGCCAACACUGCUGAUGUCUUCACCAAGGCACUUGCGCCUUGUGAUCAUCAGCGUUGUUGCACGCAGCUGGGUCUUGUGCCUGUCUUGCCUCACUUACUCACUUCUUGA
Molecule: messenger RNA, 2637 nt
Organism: Closterium sp. NIES-65
Lineage: Eukaryota; Viridiplantae; Streptophyta; Zygnematophyceae; Desmidiales; Closteriaceae
Source: the annotation of a GenBank genome assembly